CAGUUGCCCGUGCGAAGAAAAACGUGCUCAGCAACAAGUCGCUUUUUGUACGGAGUUAACACACUAAAUUCGCGACGCAGGAGGUCCAGAACUACUUCACUGGAAGCAAUUCGAAAGAUUUGGUCUGUCCAUCGUCAAGUGGUCUUUGUGUGCGUUGAAGCUUCGCAGCCUAGUUAGCUUAGCUUAUCUUGCGAACACAAAACAACGUGGUUCGACGCUUGAACCACAAGUUGGAGCUUUCUAAAGUGUUCGAAAUGCGUGCAAGAAGGACGCCAGCCGCAAAGUUCGAGGCGGAAUUUUGUGGCGCAAAGGAUCAGCGACGACUUCACCUCUCGACUGCUUGCAAUAUGCAAGUAAAAGUUGUUCUUCGCAGACUAACAGAUUUCAGCAAAUAUCUUGGUCCUGAGUGGCAGGAGUCAGAGUCUCCUGUCGUUAAAGAGAAAGUUGAGCACCUGCAAAUGAAACAGGAAGAGCCAGAGCACCCUCAACAGCAAGAGAGAGAAGUACAACCUCCAAUCAAAAAGGAGGACUUUAUCACUAUGUCAAGUGGUGAGCCCUUGAAUAGCGAGUACGGUCCGAGUGAGGCCAGCAGAGGGACAGAGCCUCCAGGCAGCAGCUCAACAGAAGGAUUGCAAGCACACAUUUUCAUCGCACCAUCAGAUAGAAAUGGAAUCACGUCACACUCACCUUACAAAGAAGAUGGUCAUAAGAAAUCGCACCGUAGAAAAACCUUUGCUCAUAACUAUACUUGCCGUAUGCAUAUGAGGAGCCACACUGGUGAAAAUCCUCUUGUCUGCUCAGUUUGUGGAAAAAGAUUCAGUCAUAAGAGUGCCUUGAAAGUACACACAAGAACCCACACUGGUGAAAAACCUUAUUCCUGCUCAGUUUGUGGUCACAGUUUCACUGUCAAGGGAAACUUUAAUAGACACACGAGAACCCACACUGGCGAAAAACCUUUUUCCUGCUCAGUUUGUGGUCAAGGAUUCAGUCGCAAGAGUACCUUAGAAGUCCACACAAGAACCCACACUGGUGAAAAACCUUUUUCCUGCUCAGUUUGUGGUCAAGGAUUCACUCAAAUUCGCCACUUAAAAGUACACACAAGAACCCACAUUGGUGAAAAACCUUUUUCCUGCUCAGUUUGUGGUCAAAGAUUCGCUCAAAUUCACCACUUAAAAGUACACACAAGAACCCACACUGGUGAAAAACCUUUUUCCUGCUCAGUUUGUGGUCAAAGAUUCACUCGAAUUCACCACUUAAAAGAACACACAAGAACCCACACUGGUGAAAAACCUUUUUCCUGCUCAGUUUGUGGUCAAGGAUUCAGCCGCAAGAGUACCUUAGAAGUCCACACAAGAACCCACACUGGUGAAAAACCUUUUUCCUGCUCCGUUUGUGGUCAAGGAUUCAGCCGCAAGAGUACCUUAGAAGUCCACACAAGAACCCACACUGGUGAAAAACCUUUUUCCUGCUCAGUUUGUGGUAAAAAAUUCUCUGAAAAAGGCAACUUGAAAAAGCACACAAGAACCCACACUGGUGAAAAACCCUUUUCCUGCUCAGUUUGUGGUCAAGGAUUUGAUCACAAGGAUCAGUUUAAGAGACACGUGUGUGUGUUGCUUAUCUUGCGAACACAAAACAACGUGGUUCGACGCUUGAACCACAAGUUGGAGCUUUCUAAAGUGUUCGAAAUGCGUGCAAGAAGGACGCCAGCCGCAAAGUUCGAGGCGGAAUUUUGUGGCGCAAAGGAUCAGCGACGACUUCACCUCUCGACUGCUUGCAAUAUGGAAGUAAAAGUUGUUCUUCGCAGACUAACAGAUGUCAGUAAAUAUCUUGGUCCUGAGUGGCAGGAGUCAGAGUCUCCUGGCGUAAAAGAGAAAGUUGAGCACCUGCAAAUGAAACAGGAAGAGCCAGAGCACCCUCAACAGCAAGAGAGAGAAGUACAACCUCCAAUCAAAAAGGAGGAGGUAGAGAUGCCAUACGUUAAAAAGAAGGACGUUAUCACCAUGUCAAGUGGUGAGCCCUUGAAUAGCAAGUACGGUCCGAGUGAGGCCAGUAGAGGGACUGAGCCUCCAGGCAGCAGCUCAACAGAAGGAUUGCAAGCACACAUUUUCAUCGCACCAUCAGAUAGAAAUGGAACCACGUCACAUUCGCCUUACAAAGAAGAUGGUCAUAAGAAAUCGCACCGUAGAAAAACCUUUGCUAAUAACGAUACUUGCCGUAUGCAUAUGAGGAGCCACACUGAUGAAAAUCCUCUUGUCUGCUCAGUUUGUGGAAAAAGAUUCAGUCAUAAGAGUGCCUUGAAAGUACACACAAGAACCCACACUGGUGAAAAACCUUUUUCCUGCUCAGUUUGUGGUCAAAGAUUCACUCGAAUUCACCACUUAAAAGUACACACAAGAACCCACACUGGCGAAAAACCUUUUUCCUGCUCAGUUUGUGGUCAAAGAUUCACUCAAAUUCACCACUUAAAAGAACACACAAGAACCCACACUGGUGAAAACCCUUUUUCCUGCUCAGUUUGUGGUCAAAGAUUCACUCAAAUUCACCACUUAAAAGAACACACAAGAACCCACACUGGUGAAAAACCUUUUUCCUGCUCAGUUUGUGGCCAAAAAUUCACUCAGAAGAGCAGCUUAAAAGUACACACAAGAACCCACACUGGUGAAAAACCUUUUUCCUGCUCAGUUUGUGGUCAAGGAUUCAGCCGCAAGAGUACCUUAGAAGUCCACACAAGAACCCACACUGGUGAAAAACCUUUUUCCUGCUCAGUUUGUGGUCAAGGAUUCAGCCAUCAGGGUAGCUUAAAAGUCCACACAAGAACCCACACUGGUGAAAAACCUUUUUCCUGCUCAGUUUGUGGUCACCGUUUCACUGAAAAGAAAUCCUUACAAAUACACACAAGAACCCACACUGGUGAAAAACCUUUUUCCUGCUCAGUUUGUGGUAAAAAAUUCUCUAAAAAAGGCAACUUGAAAAAGCACACAAGAACCCACACUGGUGAAAAACCUUUUUCCUGCUCAGUUUGUGGUCAAGGAUUCAGCCGCAAGAGUACCUUAGAAGUCCACACAAGAACCCACACUGGUGAAAAACCUUUUUCUUGCUCAGUUUGUGGUCAAGGAUUCAGCCAUCAGGGUACCUUAAAAGUCCACACAAGAACCCACACUGGUGAAAAACCUUUUUCCUGCUCAGUUUGUGGUCACCGUUUCACUGAAAAGAAAUCCUUACAAAUACACACAAGAACCCACACUGGUGAAAAACCUUUUUCCUGCUCAGUUUGUGGCCAAAAAUUCACUCAGAAGAGCAGCUUAAAAGUACACACAAGAACCCACACUGGUGAAAAACCUUUUUCCUGCUCAGUUUGUGGUCAAGGAUUCAGCCGCAAGAGUACCUUAGAAGUCCACACAAGAACCCACACUGGUGAAAAACCUUUUUCCUGCUCAGUUUGUGGUCAAGGAUUCAGCCAUCAGGGUACCUUAAAAGUCCACACAAGAACCCACACUGGUGAAAAACCUUUUUCCUGCUCAGUUUGUGGUCACCGUUUCACUGAAAAGAAAUCCUUACAAAUACACACAAGAACCCACACUGGUGAAAAACCUUUUUCCUGCUCAGUUUGUGGUAAAAAAUUCUCUAAAAAAGGCAACUUGAAAAAGCACACAAGAACCCACACUGGUGAAAAACCUUUUUCCUGCUCAGUUUGUGGUCAAGGAUUCAGCCGCAAGAGUACCUUAGAAGUCCACACAAGAACCCACACUGGUGAAAAACCUUUUUCUUGCUCAGUUUGUGGUCAAGGAUUCAGCCAUCAGGGUACCUUAAAAGUCCACACAAGAACCCACACUGGUGAAAAACCUUUUUCUUGCUCAGUUUGUGGUCAAGGAUUCAGCCAUCAGGGUACCUUAAAAGUCCACACAAGAACCCACACUGGUGAAAAACCUUUUUCCUGCUCAGUUUGUGGUCACCGUUUCACUGAAAAGAAAUCCUUACAAAUACACACAAGAACCCACACUGGUGAAAAACCUUUUUCCUGCUCAGUUUGUGGUAAAAAAUUCUCUAAAAAAGGCAACUUGAAAAAGCACACAAGAACCCACACUGGUGAAAAACCCUUUCCCUGCUCAGUUUGUGGUCAAGGAUUUGAUCACAAGGAUCGGUUUAAGAGACACGUGUGUGUGUUGGUGUGAG
Corythoichthys intestinalis (scribbled pipefish) is the source of this 4173-nucleotide messenger RNA. Its product is annotated as zinc finger protein 585A-like. The record is from RefSeq and is a predicted model, not a curated record. NCBI's taxonomy places the organism in Eukaryota, Metazoa, Chordata, Actinopteri, Syngnathiformes, Syngnathidae. Gene Ontology annotation, molecular function: RNA polymerase II transcription regulatory region sequence-specific DNA binding; DNA-binding transcription factor activity, RNA polymerase II-specific. Gene Ontology annotation, cellular component: nucleus. Gene Ontology annotation, biological process: embryo development; regulation of transcription by RNA polymerase II; urogenital system development. Bases 255 to 4172 code for a protein of 1305 amino acids. The transcript is spliced from 4 exons.